This is a messenger RNA of Odontomachus brunneus, 2019 nucleotides long. RefSeq lists its product as uncharacterized. The transcript has 4 exons. Bases 68 to 565 code for a protein of 165 amino acids. The record is from RefSeq and is a predicted model, not a curated record. Lineage: Eukaryota; Metazoa; Arthropoda; Insecta; Hymenoptera; Formicidae.
CGAAAGAUCGGCUCUGAAUCGUUUUUCAGACGUUCGACAAGUAACAGCGACACGCCACCGUUCCACGAUGAGGAAAAGUCUACUCUUAAUUACGGUGCUGAGCGCAAUUUCUCUGAAAGAAACUCUUGGCAAACCAGCGGAGAUCGCAACAAGUCCCGAUGCGUUGGAGCCCGUUGCUCUGGCCGCGAAUAAUUCGUCGGAAGAAGAUACUAAGCGAGAGCAAAGAUCACCACAAUACGGUUUACUAGGUGAUUACGGCGACUACUUCGACUAUGAUGACAAUUCGCGCCAUUCCCAUCGUUUUGGACACAAACGAAAAUUUCAUAAACCGCACAAGCCUUUCGGUCUUAUCGGAGGGUGUCGCGGUUAUGGCUGCGGAGAAUACGGCGGCCAUCACCACGGUGGGCAAGGAGCUUCCUUCGCAACAGCAUCAGCGGGGUCUGUAGGCGGAGGUCCUUACGGCGGAGGACACAGCCAAGCGAACGCGCAGAGCGCGAGCUUCAACUUCGGUCCGUACUCGGCCACGUUCAGCGUCGCUCAGUCCUCGUCACGCGGGGGAUUUUAAAAAAAUUUCACAUCGCAACCAACACUUCAAUGGGAGCGAGUAACGCGCUGACGAGCAAGUCCGUUUUUCUUCCGCAGAUGUCAGAAGCUACAGGCGGAUUCACCCCGAAAAAGCACCCCUAAUUUAUUUCCCCGUCAUCGAGCUCUGCCAUCAUCGUGGGCCCAUUGUUUACAAACAUUCUACGUCACUAGACGCAAGCAAAUAAGCCUAACCGCGUGCGCGUCAAAGCAGGACGGGCCACCCCCUUGCCUCCUGAGAUUUCCUGAGAGAGCAAGUUCCCUUUGUCCGCAUGCCAGCCACCAGAUGUUCCCAAAAUAAAACCGACAAAAUAUCGCGAGGUAGCGCCGCGCGAAUCGCGCGCGAGCGACGAGGAGCGAGGCUAAGUCCGACACGAGAGCGACAAGGACGAGGAGGGAUCGAGGAACGACGAGGAGGACGACGAUGACGACGACGAGAAGGAAGAAGAGGAGAAGGAGAAGAGGUGAGGCCGCGAGACGAAGGGUAAAGCUGGAUAAACGGCACAAAGGGAUAGGAAGCCAAGAGGAGGAGGACCUUGUAAAGAGCGAAGGGCCUGAAAUCGAGAUCCGAAAAGCCCCGUGCAAUGACCGGGCGAUCCUUCGCACAUGCGAUCCUCUCUAGAUCCUCCGAUUCACGAUACUCUCCUCUCGUUCUCUUUUCCCUUUCUCUCUUUUUCGAAGAGAGCCUCCUCCAGAAGGAGCGGUGCCCUAUCGAGGACGAACGCAUAGGAUGCGCUCGUCGAAGGGCGUCGCGAAUCUAUUUAUAGCGAGAGAGACUUUCCGAUCAUAAUUUUGUGAUUGUAUCAAUAUUAUUUAUAGCGACAGAUCUCCGAAUAACGUGUAAUAGUGGAAAGAUAUAACAGUGGAAAGAAUGAUUCACGAAGAAAAAACUUAUGUAAAUGUACUCGUGUAAGCCCCGACGGAUCAGUUGUACUUUGUUCGCGACGUGUUCGCUGAGAAAGCGAGUUCUUCUCUCAGUGCCAUUUGCAUAAAACGCUUGUAAAAGAACGACCACGUGUCUCGCCAAUGAAACGCACAACUCGAGAUUUGGUCUAAUCACUUGUUACUAAUUGAUGUUUUUUGACUGUUAUAUAAGAAUAAAUUAAAAAGAAAACCCGACCCAAUAAGAGCCUAAAUGGCGUUGUUCACUAACAAUAUUAUUUCUCAUGUCACUUAUGAAGUGACAUGUGAACCCCAGUUAAAAUUUUAGUCCUAAGUGCAAAAAAUGUCUAUAGAUUAAAUAAUUAUACUGUUAAAUAAUUAUUAUUGUUAAAUAACUGUAAUUAUAUUAUUAACUUGAAGAACAAUGUCGUUAGGCUCUUAUUGGCCGGUUUAUAUUUUUCAGUUAUUGUUAAACAUAAUUACAUCAUAUGUUCAGUUACAUGUAACACAAAUAAAUCAUCGCGUUUUUUAUGUUAUGGCGAGUUUGCACACCUA